This is a messenger RNA of Microstroma glucosiphilum, 321 nucleotides long. RefSeq lists its product as hypothetical. The record is from RefSeq and is a predicted model, not a curated record. The annotation marks the transcript as partial. The transcript is spliced from 2 exons. Gene Ontology annotation, cellular component: mitochondrion. NCBI's taxonomy places the organism in Eukaryota, Fungi, Basidiomycota, Exobasidiomycetes, Microstromatales, Microstromataceae.
UCGUUUCGUCAACGGAUGCGCUAUCUCUGGAAGCGGUACGGCUGGUGGGCAUUUGGAGUGUACAAUCUCUGGUCUCUUGCCGACUUCUCGCUAGCCUGGGCUGUGAUUCACCUCUUCGGCGCAGACUAUAUCCGGGACGUAGAGACAAAGGUCAGGGAGGCGGUAGGACUCAAGGAGAGGGACACAGCAGACGAGGAGCUGGCUAACAAGGGAGGAUCAUCAACACUGUGGACAGAAGCAGUACUUGCCUACACCAUCCACAAGACAUUGCUGCUUCCCUUCCGUGUCAUGGGCACGGGAGCUCUGACACCAAGCUUCGUG